CUGCGGCCUUGAUGUAUUCAUAGUCGCGGACGUCGCGGACGUACGCGGUGCGUUGCCGGGAUUUUAAGAGCAAACAGCUCCGGUUUUCUCUCCGACACAGUCGCGACACCCUCGGAGUCGGAGGAUCCUCGGCGAGGAUAAUGGCCGAGUAUCUGGCGUCAAUUUUCGGCACCGAGAAGGACAAAGUCAAUUGCUCCUUUUAUUUCAAGAUAGGCGCCUGCCGGCACGGGGACCGAUGCUCGCGAAUUCACAACAAGCCGACCUUUAGUCAGACGUGCCUACUGCAGAAUCUUUACGUAAACCCACAGAAUUCCGCGAAAAGCGCAGAUGGAUCUCACUUGGUUGCGAACGUAUCCGACGAGGAGAUGCAGGAGCACUAUGACAAUUUUUUCGAGGACGUUUUCAUCGAGUGCGAGGACAAGUACGGCGAGAUCGAGGAGAUGAACGUGUGCGACAAUCUCGGCGAUCACCUGGUCGGGAACGUGUACAUUAAGUUCCGCCGUGAGGAGGACGCGGAGAGGGCGGUCAACGACCUGAACAAUCGUUGGUUCGGCGGCAGGCCGGUUUACGCCGAGCUCUCGCCCGUCACCGACUUCCGCGAGGCAUGCUGUCGCCAGUACGAAAUGGGCGAGUGCACGCGCUCUGGAUUUUGUAACUUCAUGCACUUGAAGCCCAUAUCCCGGGAGCUCCGCCGGUACUUGUACAGCCGCAAGAAGGGCAAGGGCCGCUCGAGAUCGCGAUCGAGAUCGCGGGGUCGCGACCGCAAGAGGAGGUCCCGGUCCCGGGACAAAAGGUCCAGGUCUAAAGACCGGCGCAAGGGAAGAGACGAGAAGGGCAGAGACGGCCGAUCCGGCCGCUACUAAUCAAGUUUGGUUCAUACGCUUAGAUUUAGUUUCUCGCUAAUGUAUCUCGGUCUUGUUUCAUUUGCCACAUUUCACUGCAUUGCAUUAAAUUAUUCCUUCAUUAUCAAACGAAUAAUAGAGCGAAAGUCCCUAUCAAAGAUUUUCUGUUCAAUUGAUUUUCCCCCCCUCUCCCCCGACGCUUUAUUUUUCUCAAGUAAUGAAUUACUGCAUCGCAAGUUCUGUAAUAACAGUACAGGCGGCAGCACCAAUCACUGAUAUCUAAAAAAAAUUCGGUAUUGUAUUUUUGCAAGGUGUAUUUUUUGUGUGCAUCUCUAUUAUGUAAGAUAGAUAAUGUAUACUCGACUUUUUAGUUUUUACAUUAAAAUAUCGAGAAAAAGUA
Messenger RNA from Vollenhovia emeryi, 1242 nucleotides. Its product is annotated as splicing factor U2af 38 kDa subunit-like. Lineage: Eukaryota; Metazoa; Arthropoda; Insecta; Hymenoptera; Formicidae. Bases 141 to 863 code for a protein of 240 amino acids. The transcript is spliced from 5 exons. The record is from RefSeq and is a predicted model, not a curated record. Gene Ontology annotation, molecular function: pre-mRNA 3'-splice site binding; metal ion binding. Gene Ontology annotation, biological process: mRNA splicing, via spliceosome. Gene Ontology annotation, cellular component: U2AF complex; spliceosomal complex.